AUGGGAGGGCGAGGUUGGCCCCGUGGUGUCCCGCUAGGGCUGGUGGUGUUGGCGUUGCUGCUGAACGCCGCCGCGCUCUGCCGCGGAGGGGUCACCAGCCGCUUCGUCCGCCUCCAGGAGAAGGCUGUGGAUAUGCCCCUCAACGCCGACGUCUUUCGCAUCCCCCCCGGCUAUAAUGCUCCCCAGCAGGUACCUACAUCUCUCUCUCUCUCUCUCUCUCUCUCUCUCUCUCUUAUGUGAUAGCCUAGUAGGGAGGCAAUCUGAUCUGAUUUGGGGCUCUGGUGGGAAGGUGCACAUCACCCAGGGGGACUACGAAGGGAGGGCGAUCAUUGUCUCCUGGAUCACCCCUGCUCAGCCCGGCUCUAGCGCCGUCCUCUACGGCACAUCCCCGAAGAAGCUCUCUUCCCAGGCUGUGGGCAUCGUCCUCCGCUACAUGUUCCACAACUACACCUCCGGUUUCAUCCACCAUUGCCUCCUAAAGGACCUCGAGGUACACCCCCACCCACCCUCCCUCUUUCUCUCUCCUCUCACUCCCGCCCACUCUAUCUAUCCAUCUUUUUAUGAAUGUAUCAUCUCCCUCCUUUUUCCUUGGGUAUCCCACUCCCUUUCUCUCUCUUGAUGGCCCCGAUCGUCCUCGCCAUCGCAGUACGACACGCAGUACUUCUACAUGGUGGGAAUCGGACAGUCGCCGAGGACCUUCUGGUUCAGGACGCCCCCCAAGGUCGGCCCGGAUGCCCCCUACACCUUCGGCCUCAUCGGAGAUCUCGGCCAGAGCUUCGACUCCAACAAGACCCUCGCCCACUACGAGGCGAACCCUAAGAAGGGCCAGACGGUCCUCUUCGUCGGAGACCUCUCCUACGCCGACACCUAUCCAAAUCAGGACAACGUCAGAUGGGACACCUGGGGCCGCUUCGUCGAGCGCAGCACCGCCUACCAGCCCUGGAUUUGGACCGCCGGCAAUCACGAGAUCCACUUCGCCCCUGAGCUCGUAAUGCUCUUCUCUCUCUCUCUCUCUCUCUCUCUCUCUCUCUCUGAACUCUCUCUCUCUACACACUCUCUCUAAGCACAACGUCUUCUUCCCUGAUCCACAGGGGGAAACCGUCCCGUUCAAGCCGUAUACGUCGAGGUACUUCGUGCCUUAUCAGGCCUCCGGGAGCAUAGCUCCAUUCUGGUACUCCAUCAGGAGGGCCUCAGCUCAUAUCAUCGUUCUGGCCUCGUACUCCGCCUACGGUACGCUGGAGUUUGCUCAAUAGGGAAAGGUGGGGGGCGGAAUAUGCUUGCUAAAUGGGUCUUAGGUGGUUUUUUUCCCUUUCCUUUCAGGGAAGUAUACUCCGCAGUACAAGUGGCUGGAGGAGGAGCUGCCGAGGGUCAACCGGAGCGAGACGCCUUGGCUAAUCGUGCUCAUGCACUCGCCGUGGUACAACAGCUACAAUUACCACUACAUGGAGGGGGAGACGAUGCGGGUGAUGUUCGAGCCGUGGUUCGUCAAGUACAAGGUUGACCUCGUGUUCGCCGGCCAUGUCCACGCCUACGAACGCUCGGUGAGUCCCAUCCCCUCCUCAGCCGUUGACAAUUUUUGAGCUCCAUCAAUCACCCCACUGUCUCGAUUCACUCGAUCCACUCGGUGAGUAAUGUUCCAUUUUAGGAAAAUCGAGUUUCUGUUUUUCUCGUUAGGUCCUCUUCUGCUGAGCUCUGUUCUUCCGUUCAUCUCGUCCCGAUAGAAUUCUAUUCUAGGCAAAAUUAGAAUGUAAAGUUAACCUUUUUCAUGAUAAUGCGAGAAUUUUCCUAAAAGGGGUGUGUACCCAUUUGCCCCAGAGACCUCCUCCCAGUCACUAACUCCUCUUGGCAGACUCUGAUCCUUUCUCCCUCUGACUUUUCAUCUCUCAGCACCGGGUGUCGAACAUCGCCUACAACAUAGUCAACGGGAAGUGCACGCCGGUGCGCGACCAGUCAGCGCCCGUGUACAUCACCAUCGGAGACGGCGGGAACCUGGAAGGGCUCGCCACGAAGUACGUUUUUCUCUUCCUCCUUCGGGGGAGGAUCCGUAUAAUCCCCGUUGACCUUGUUUUCUCCCCACCCUUUGACUUUUAUCUAUUCUUCAUCUCGCAGCAUGACGGAGCCGCAGCCGGGGUACUCCGCUUUCAGAGAGGCAAGCUUCGGCCACGCCGUCCUCGACAUAAAGAACCGGACCCACGCCCACUACGGCUGGCACCGCAACCAGGACGGCGCCGCAGUGGAGGCCGACUCCCUCUGGAUCUACAACAGAGUCUGGAACCCCAAGCCCGAGACCGACUGA
This is a messenger RNA of Spirodela intermedia, 2296 nucleotides long. Lineage: Eukaryota; Viridiplantae; Streptophyta; Magnoliopsida; Alismatales; Araceae. The record is from the annotation of a GenBank genome assembly.